Molecule: messenger RNA, 5598 nt
Organism: Gamsiella multidivaricata
Lineage: Eukaryota; Fungi; Mortierellomycota; Mortierellomycetes; Mortierellales; Mortierellaceae
Exons: 7
Coding region: 1-5598 (1865 amino acids)
Molecular function (GO): protein binding
Source: RefSeq, a predicted model, not a curated record
AUGCUGAGAACCGCAGCGCCUGGAUCCUCCUCGAUCUCCCGUCAGUCCACAUCGGGAAAACGCACUUCGCCCUCUGCUUCCCUCUCCUCUGCAGAAUCUUCGCCUUCCUCAUUGUCGACAAAGGAACAGAAACUGCAACAAUUGCAGGCCCUUCAGCGUCAGCAGCAGCAACACCUCAAACUGCAGCGCCAACAGCAAUUGGAUACGCCACGGAUGUAUGCAGAUCGAUACGAAAAGGCCCAAGGUGCAGGCACGGCGGUGGACCAGCGGCAGCACGAGCCUAUGUGGGCGUCACAGGAGACCAGGGAUGCCUGGAUUAACGUUGCGGACGCGGUGGGCGGAACCCGGCCCUCGGGUCACUGGGAGCGGCGGCACUCGCACCUCUCCGACAAAAACAUGAACCUCGGCCCCAUGAAACUGCUUUCUGAUGAGACCCCACCCGAUGACAUGGACGGUAGCUGGGGCCUGGACGAUCUGGACGACGACAACAACAACAACAAGCACCAUCAGCACGAUACUCGAAAUCACCCAGCAUUUAAUGAACAAAACGAUAGCGAGAUCACCAAAAACAAUAAUGACAACAAACCCGCCACCACUAUCAAUAACGACAGCAGAAACAUGAAUGUCCAUGGUAACGUCCACAUGGGCAAGAAUGAAAAGAUGCCAAGUCCCAAUCCUGCCAGCCGGAGUCGCUCCAGGCAGUUUCAGCAGGACAUGGAGAGGAACACAAACAGCCCACUCCGAUCACGAUCUCAGACUACUGUGCAGGAUAUAAACGGCGGUAGCAGGGGUUUCCUUGGCGAUGUAGACCAGCACAGUAGCAGCUCAUUUCUCAGCACCCACAUCAGGAAAAGCCCACCAGUCUCGCGCAAAAACAGUAGCGCUUUGAAGUAUCCUUGGCGAGAUUCGAAACACGAAACCAUCUUCACUGAUCUAGCGGAUGAGCAUGCGCAAUUGAGGCUGUCGCGGGAUCAUGACGCAUUGUCGACCACCCCUCGGCCACAGGCAAGCACAGGCAAGGGUAAUCAGCAGCAUAGUCGCGCCAGCGAUGAGGACACAUCCUCGUCCCUGAGCUUGAGCGACAUUAUCGACGCAGUCAACAAAGGCGAGGAUUCAAUCGACCCUGCCCGUUCUUCGAAAUACGAACAAGCAAGGAGACGUCUCGCCCAGCUCUCACCUGACAGAAACCUACAGGAAGAUGGUUUAGAUGAUCUGCCAAGCUCAGUGACAGGAUCACCAGGUGCCAUGGCCUUUCAAAACAACCAGGAGGCAUUCAAACAACAGCGAUUGAUGAGAGUAAUCAAAGCCGCCAUGAACAUCGACCUCAACGAUAAUCGAAGCCAUGCUCCCUCGGAUGAUGCAAAAGAUGCCUCCAGCUUGUUGACAGCAAAUGCCAAUUUGCAGAUCAAAACCGCUGUCACGACUAGUAGAUCCCAGUCCAAUAUACCCGUCUCGUCUCACUCGUCUCGCUUCUCUUAUGGAUCUCGCCACCGUUCCCAGGGCUCACGGGAUACAGAAAUUGGCGACCGGGGCAGCACAACAUCGAGGGACAGCGUUUACAGGGACAGCCUUUCAGGAUCGACCUUGGGAUCUGCAGGAUUCCAUGCCCAACUGGAGGGGUUCAAUAAGCAUGAGAUGGUCAACGCCUUCACUGCGCUUAAGACUGCCGCCGUUGCCCAACUUUUGUCCUCUGAUGUCGACCCCAAGAACACGACCCGGAUCUUGCCUCGCAACGUCAACACUAAAUCCCAAUCCCACACCAAUGUCCAACAACAGGAAGUACAAUCAGCUCCACAACAGCCUGUUCUUGAGACGAUAAUUCCAGAGGACACGGACCCUACACCGCAUCCCAAGGAUCGUGUCAACGUGUCCUCGGCCAGAGGAAUCGACGGUCAUCAUAGGCGCUUCAGGCCCGAGACUGAUCCUCUCCGUGCAAAACAGUAUGCUGCCCUGGCAAACAAGAGGUUGUCCAAACAGACGAGUUCUUUUGUAGAAGAGUUGGCGACUGCCACAGCUCUGAAGUCUGCGAUGGACAGCUCGAUCAGAAACACGCCGUCAUCUGCAUCGAAACAGUCAGAGCAACAAUUGACAGUGGAGGACGAUGUAUCUGACAGAAUUCUUGAAUAUCACGGCAACAUAAACCAUGACGAUGAGUUUUCCAAAACUGAGAAGCGCGAUGCGACAUUCAAGAAGGUUUCUCGAGAGGAGGACAAGGAGGAGGCGGACGAAAAUUCAGACGCUGAGUUGGAUGAUCUUGGGUCGCUUAUCGGAUCCAAGGGCAUGGAAGAUGCAUUCAGGGGACUUGAGAGCCUUGACAUGUCAUUUGAUACCAUGGCGGGAGCGAAGUGCGAUCAGGAUGUCGCCAGGAGAACGCAAACAGACGACGAGGGUGCUGGUGAAUACUUGUCUGCAGUGUCUCUGCCCUCGAAGCCCAAGCGGAAAGGUGAGUACUCGCUCAAGUGGGAGGAUCAGGUGGACACUGUCUCGAACGCGGAUACUUCUCGUCUCGGAAUCAAUGCCAGCAUGACUCGCUCUUCGUCAAACGCAGGUGUGCACGAUACCUCUGGUCUGUUUGCCGAGCAGGCCUCAUUCAGUCAUGCAAAGGGUCAUCUACUCCGCUUCAUCACUGGACUUCAUCCUUGGGACGAGUGGGACCAGGUCAAGACUUUGGAUUUAAGCAAGAGAGAGGUUGAGAGUACCAUCAAGCUGGAUCAUUUGGUCCCCAAUCUCGAGGUCCUGCUCUUGAACGAGAACCAGGUUUCUUACUUGACGGGUGUCCCCAUAUCUGUCAAGACCCUUCAAGCUCGAUCCAACCAGCUGAGCGAUCUCACCAACUUUAGUCAUCUCAUCAACCUGCAGUAUCUGGAUAUCUCUCAUAACGAAAUUGAGGACCUGACUGGCUUGUCAAGCCUAGUUCAUCUGAGGGAACUGAUUGCCGAGGACAACAAGAUCAAGAGCGUGUCGGCACUGCAACAGAUGGAUGGUCUGAUCCGACUGGAUGUCUCGCACAAUUGCUUGACCAGCCUUGACUUCAGAUGGAGCAAACUGACACGUCUCGAGUUCUUGAACGCAUCUUAUAACAAAAUCGAGCAGCUGGAAAACCUUGAGUCGCUCACUGGACUCAUUCAUGCCAAUCUUGCGCACAAUUGCAUUGAGGAUAUCAGCCUGGUGCAACAGCUGCGUCGUCUCCGAAUCUUGCGGUUGUCUGAAAACAAAUUGGUGACAUUUGAUGCGACACCAUUCCCAGGUCUACGAACCCUGUACCUGGAUGACAAUCGCCUGCAGUCUUUAGAGAACUGUCAGAAGCUGACGCGCCUCGAGAACUUUUCGGUGCGCGAUCAAGAAGGCGAGGGUAUCGCUAUCGAUAUGACGGAGUUUGUGAACAGUCGCAAGCUGUACCUCUCGGGCAAUCCGAUCCAUGCACUGGACUUUGAUAUGGGCUUCUAUCGUCUUGAGUACCUUGAGGUCUGUGCAGGAUGCCUGUCUGAGCUGCCCCUAGAAUUUGCAACACUGUUCCCAAAUCUAAGGGGUUUGAAUCUCAGCUAUAACGGACUGGAUUCAAUCUCGGCCUUGGAUGGUCUACAUAGGUUAAGGCGAUUGAUUUUUGUCGGUAACAAUCUGAAGAGUUUUAGCGAUAUCUUGUCGCUUCUCAAGCGUAUGCGCUCCCUUGUCACGCUUGACCUCAGACAUAAUCCAUUGACAUCCAAUAUGUACCCCGUCAUGUCGGUCGGCCAGGGCUCCAAAUAUCAGGACACUUAUCGUACAAACCAGAAUUCGGAGACAGAGCUAGACUGGCGUCGACGCGAUAUUGGCUUCCGACGAGCACUUCCGGAUGCCAAGUAUGUGAAGCGGUCCGUGUACCGAUCCGCAAUCAUCAAGUCUUGCAAAAGACUUGAAUGGUUCGAUGGCGGUGUGAUCCAGACCAAGGAACGAGAGCGUGCUCCUAUUGUUCUGGGCGAUAUGCUGGACAACUAUGGCAGGAACUACUUGGUCAACAAUCGCCGUGAGGAUGAAGAGGAGGAUCUUGAGUUUGAGGAAGGACAUGAAGGAUACUACACUACCGAGGAAUACGUUAAUCCGCAACAGGAUGCAGACUGGCUCUACAAUCGAGAGCAACUGGAGCAACUGGCUCAGGAACAGCACUUUCAAAACGGAGAGAUGGACGCGGGCGAGGACUUUGAUCACGAUGGUCGAGACCCAGAGGACAUUACGGACAAUAGCAGGCGACCUGGCAGCAGUGUCGAAAGUGGGAGUCUGAGUGGUAGACGUCAACAGCAACAGCAAUCGCGACCGCAAUCUUUGGCUCUAAAAUCGACGCUCACUCGCUUCUCUGGUACAACUCAGCAGCAGCCCCGCAGACUACACUCGUCCUCCGGAUACCAGAUGGUGUCGCCUUCGCCCAAGGGACCCGUUUCAUUGUCAAGGACGUCUUCGAACGCGAUGCGCGUCAAGCCCAACAGGAUGAGCUCGAGCAGCACUCUUUCUCACAAUCAGCUUCAACAGCAGUUCCAGCAACAACAACGGCAACAGGAUGAGGCCGAGGACGUGCACUAUGAGGGCUCCCCAGAUAAGCGCUCUGCAGUCCGGAGCUGGAGGGAUGAGGUGAACGAAAUUUCGCAUAGAAAGCAGCAUUCGCCAAGAGUCCACCCCUCGUCUGUAUCCAGUGCAGCUAUUGUCCAAGAUGCUCAGUCGAAGUCUCAGCAAUUGCGUCGAGGCGAGAAGGGCAAUGCUGAUAGCAGCCGAAAUGGGAGCAGUACCAGUGGUGCUCGCAACGAGACAACCAACAUCAAUGCAGCACAUGAGAUCAGCACGAUUGCAGUGGCCAAUAACAGCGGAGAGAACGAAAACGAAACCCUGUAUCAGAGCCAGAUUCGUCCGCCUCUUAGACGGCGUGCCAGUACCAUUGGUGCUCGCAAGUUCUGCAUCCCGGCUCCGCCGCUCUUCCAAUACCAGUCUCAGCAGCAGCAGCAGCAGCACCGGCUAUCAACGCAUUCCCGCGGUCGGUCGGAUGCCACUUCCGGGCCCAUGUCGCCAGCAACUGGCCUCAAUCGACAACACGUACAGCAGCCAGGUCGACCGGCAUCACAGCACGGGGUUCUCGGAUAUGAUAAUGGAGAGUUUGGCGCUAGCUCGUUGCACCAGUCUCAGCACCAGCUUUCGAUGUCUCCUAUGGGGGGUCCCAGUGCCAUGACCGCUAGUGGCACUGUUCUUCGACCAGCACACCAUCGAAGACGGUCAUUUGCGGUAUACCCAAGCGGAUCUGCCAAUGCUCGCAGGAAGGAGCUCUUGGGCUUUGAUCAGCAGCUGCAGAACAGCCCUGGACGCCAUGCGACAGCUCCAAUGAUGUCGAUGAGUGCGAGUGCACACAUGCUGACACAGUCCCCGAUGGCAUCGCCCGGUUAUUUUGGCAUAACCCACCAUGGGACGCAAAGUCCGUUUGGAUUCAGCAAGGGUGCGAUGACACCCGGUGGCGGAAGGAGUCUUCCGAAUACGCCCUCAAGAAACGGACGCGCUAGCCGCGUGAGUUUGGGAGCAGGAUCCCAUCACUACCCACAGACAUUGGCGCGCGACAUGGAGCUGUCUGAAAUGGCAAGCUAA